CCCCCCCUCCUCCUCCUCUUGUCUCUACAGAGAAAAGGUGCCGCGCAGGUUCCGCUUCGGCUCGUCAUUCAGCCGCCCCGUCCUCCUCGCCGAGGGCCGACGCCGCUCCCCUCCCCCUCCUUCCCUUUCCCCCCUCCCUUCUUCCCUUCCUUCCGUCGGUCCGUCAGUUGGGGUUGCGCGCGCGCGCCAGGGGCGCGGGCCCAAGCCUCGUCCCCCUCGCGCUCCCCUCACGGGCGUCUCGGAGCCGGACGGGUCCCGGCCUCCCUCCUCAUUCCCCGCCCGGCGUGAGCGAGCCCGGGGAGCGGCCUCCAUACCUCCGCGCGCGCUCAUAGACACACACACAUUACCCGGCCGCCUCCUCCGAAGCCAUGGCGGCGAGCGCCAAGCGGAAGCAGGAGGAGAAGCACCUGAAGCUGCUGAGGGAGAUGAGCAGCCUCCCGCCCAACCGCAAGUGCUUCGACUGCGACCAGCGCGGCCCCACCUACACCGACAUGACGGUGGGCAGCUUCGUGUGUACCUCCUGCUCCGGCAUCCUACGAGGUUUAAAUCCACCUCACAGAGUGAAGUCCAUUUCCAUGACCACAUUCACACAGCAAGAAAUAGAAUUUCUGCAGAAACAUGGGAAUGAAGUGUGUAAACAGAUUUGGCUAGGAUUAUUUGAUGAUAGAUCAUCAGCAAUUCCAGACUUCAGGGAUCCUCAAAAGGUCAAGGAAUUCUUACAAGAAAAAUACGAAAAGAAAAGAUGGUAUGUUCCACCAGAACAAGCAAAAGUUGUGGCAUCUGUCCAUGCAUCUAUAUCUGGCUCCUCUGCUAGUAGUACAAGUAGUACUCCAGAAGUCAAGCCACUUAAAUCUCUUCUGGGAGAGUCUGCACCGGCACUGCACUUAAAUAAGAGCACACCUACACAAUCUCCUGUUGUAAAUCGAUCUCAAGGACAGUCACAAGAAAAGAAACAGUUUGAUCUUCUCUCUGACCUUGGUUCAGACAUAUUUGCUGCUCCUGCUCCUCAUUCCACAGCCACAGCGAAUUUUGCUAAUUUUGCACAUUUCAACAGUCAUACAGCGCAGAACUCUGCAAAUGCAGGUUUUGCAAACUUUGAUGCAUUUGGACAGUCUAGUGGUUCGAGUAAUUUUGGUGGUUUCCCCACAGCAAGUCAGUCUGCUUUUCAGCACCAAAAUACAGCGUUCAGAACGCUUUCAUCUAGCUGCAGUUUUGGUGAAUUUACUACUUCCGCUUUCCCUCUCCAGGCUGUGCGCAGUAAGUUCCACCAAGGUGGGAGCGCUGGAUCAGUGAAUGCUAACUUUGCACACUUUGAUAACUUCCCCAAAUCCUCCAGUGCUGAUUUUGGAGCCUUCAGUGCUUCUCAGAGCAACACAACUGCAGCCAGUAAAGCUGCAGUGAAUAAACCGAACCUCCAGUCAGCAGAUAAAUAUGCAGCUCUUGCUAAUUUAGAUAAUAUCUUCAGCACAGGGCAAGGUGGUAGUGAGCCAGGAAGUGGCUUUGGUGCUGCCCAUACAGUACCAGCAGGUCCCACUGUGUCAGCCCCAAGACAGCCAAGUGCAUCUUCAGACAAGUAUGCAGCUCUAGCAGAAUUAGACAGUGUGUUCAGCUCCACAGCAACCUCUAGUAAUGCAUAUACUUCCACCAGUAAUGUUAGCAGUAAUGCUUUUGGAACAGUACCAGUGGGUGCUAAUACACAGACACAGCCUGCGUCAUCAAGCGUUCCUGCUCAAUUUGGAGCAACACCAUCCACAAAUCCAUUUGUGGCUGCCCCUGUAGCCGCAGUAGCACCUUCAACGAACCCAUUCCAAACCAAUAGCAGAGCAGCAACAGGCCUCUCAGGAGCAAUGCACUCUCAUAUAUUUCCUCAGGCUCACUUUGCAGCAACAUUUGGCACAGCAUCCAUGAGCAUGCCUGCAGGAUUUGGAACAACUGCCUCAUACAGUCUUCCUACUAGCUUUAGUGGUAACUUCCAGCAGCCUGCAUUCCCAGCCCAGGCAGCCUUUCCUCAGGCUGCUUUCACUCAGCAACCAAAUGGAGCCGGCUUUGCUGCAUUUGGACAGGCAAAACCAGUAGUAACCCCAUUUGGGCAAGUUACAGCUGUUGGAGUAUCUAGUAAUCCUUUUAUGGCAGGUGGACCAGCAGGGCAAUUUCCAACAGGAAGCUCAUCAACCAAUCCUUUCUUAUAGCCUUAUAGACACUUUACCUAAAAGAACUCUUAUGUGAUCACACAACAUCUCUGCGCCUCUUGCACUGUUGUCUUGUUUCACUGAUCUUAGCUUUAAACACAAGAGAACUCUUUCAAAAAAAAUAAAAAAGCCUGCAUUGUGUAUUAAAACCAAGAAACACCAGGUAAUGUGCAAAACAGGGGCCAUGGAAACAUCUUUUUAUCUGUGCGUUGGCAGGAGAAUGUUAAUGGUAUCAUGUAUUUUAAAAUUGGCUAAUAAGUUAUUGCAGAUACCACAUUCAUUAUGCUGCAGUACUGUACAUAUUUUUUCCUUAGGAAUUAGUUAUUUGUGCAUAUCAGUAUUUGUAACUUUUAACACAUUGUUAUGUGAAAAACGUUACUGGGGGAAAUAGAUCAGUCACUUUAAGGUGCUGUCGUAUCUCUUGGAAUGAAUGGCCUACAUCAUUUUAACCAUUGCUGUUUGGAGUUAUGAGUUCAAAAUUGAAGGUUUUAUUCAUUUCUUGAAGUGUUUUUCCUUUCCUAAAGAGCUCUUCUAUUUAUACAUGCCUAAAUUCUCUAUAAUGUAGAGGGAUACCUGUCUGCAUAAUAAAGCUGAUCAUGUUUUGCUACA
Podarcis raffonei (Aeolian wall lizard) is the source of this 2798-nucleotide messenger RNA. RefSeq names its product ArfGAP with FG repeats 1 (gene AGFG1). The coding region runs from base 369 to 2189 and encodes 606 amino acids. Gene Ontology annotation, cellular component: cytoplasmic vesicle. Gene Ontology annotation, molecular function: GTPase activator activity. The record is from RefSeq and is a predicted model, not a curated record. NCBI's taxonomy places the organism in Eukaryota, Metazoa, Chordata, Lepidosauria, Squamata, Lacertidae. The transcript is spliced from 15 exons.